UCCCCUACCCCAUCCCGAUUCCCCCUCCCUGGAGGUGCAGGUGCCAGCGCUAGGCAGCCCGGCCCGGCAGACAGACGCACGCACACACGCACGUACGCACGCACGCUCUGCUUUAGCUCCCGGGCAGCCGAGCUCGCGUCGGCUAUUCCGCAGAGCCAGGCGGGUGGAGGCGGCGUUAGUGGAAGGCGGCUGAGCUGCGAGCCGCUCUCCCCCCUCCCCUCCUUCGCUUCGCCCCGCCGAGCCGACCUUCGAGUUCCCGCGCGGCAUGAACCGGGUCCAACGAGGUGGAGCAGGCGGUAGUAGCGGGGGAAGCCGCGGCCUCGCCACUAUGGAAGUGAAGAGCAAGUUUGGUGCAGAGUUCCGUCGUUUUUCUCUGGAAAGAUCAAAGCCUGGCAGAUUUGACGAAUUCUAUGGAUUACUUCAGCAUGUUCACAAAAUACCCAAUGUUGAGGUCUUAGUUGGAUAUACAGACAUUCACGGAGAUCUCCUACCAAUUAAUAAUGAUGACAACUACCACAAAGCGGUCUCUACUGCUAAUCCUUUGCUUCGGAUUUUUAUUCAGAGAAAAGAAGAUGCAGACUACAGUGCCUUUGGGACAGAUACCAUGACAAGGAAGAAAAACGUCUUAUCCAAUGUGCUCCGUCCCGACAACCAUAGGAAAAAGCCACACAUUGUUAUUAGCUUGCCACAAGACUUCAGGCCAGUGUCUUCGAUUAUCGAUGUGGACAUACUUCCAGAAACUCAUCGCAGAGUGCGCCUUUAUAAAUACGGAACUGAGAAGCCUCUAGGAUUUUACAUACGCGAUGGCUCCAGUGUCAGAGUAACCCCGCACGGGCUAGAAAAAGUUCCUGGUAUAUUCAUAUCCAGGCUGGUUCCUGGAGGCCUGGCUCAAAGCACAGGUUUACUGGCUGUUAAUGAUGAAGUCCUAGAAGUGAACGGUAUAGAAGUUUCAGGAAAAAGCCUCGAUCAAGUUACAGAUAUGAUGAUUGCAAACAGUCGCAAUCUGAUCAUUACUGUGAGACCAGCAAACCAGAGGAACAACGUUGUUAGGAACAGCCGGACUUCUGGUAGCUCAGGACAGUCUACUGAUAACAGCCUUCCAAGUUACACUCCACAUAUUGUGCCACGCUACCAACCCGAGGAAGAAGACAGUGAUGAAGAUGAUAUAAUCAUCGAAGAUAAUGGGGAGCCACAGCAAAUUCCAAAAGCUGCCCCGUCCAGUGAAAGUCUGGAUUCACUGACACAAACUGAGACCCACCAUGAAUCCAUGCAGAACGGCUUCAUUUCUUCCAGGGAAGUCAACCUGUACUGUUCCACAAGCAGCAUUAACAUGGAAUUUAAAAUUCAGGAUUCUGACCAAAAGACCUUUGAAGAAGAAGGAACAAUCAUCACAUUGUGAAAGUGUUUUCUUUGCUUUUUUUCAAAUUACGAGGCCAAAAACUAUCUCUACUUGGCAGCACCUAUACAGUACAUACCUCUUCAUUAUUAUAUUUCAGUGGCUUUUUAUAUUAACAGAAUGGAGUUGUGAUUCACUUCAUUUGUUCCAUUUUGAUAUCUCGCUGAGUUGCUGUUAUUAUUAUUAUUAUUAUUUUUGAAACAUGGGCUGGCUCUUAUCUUACAUUUUCAAGACGGAACAAUGACGCUACUGCUCAAAAUGGUGUAUUAUAACGUCCUGUUUUCCAUUUGUAAGGGCCAGUUUUUGGUUCUUAUCAUAUUUUGGGUCUAUCUGCAUAUUUUUAUCUCAUUGCACACCUCUUGAAGUCAAAUGAGAUCCAGCCCCGAGAAUGCCUUAUUUUAACCUAAAAAUAUUAAUAAAACAAAGUAAUUAAACAUGAGAUACCACCAUUUUAACCAAUGUCCCAAUAUGUAUUAAUUAAAAAAUUAAGGAAUGAUUUAUAAUAGAUCAAGUUUCAGUUUUCAUAAAUCUUACUGCAAUUGUGCACACAACUGUACUUUGGAUUUUACUAAUGGAAUGGUUAGUUGGGAGGUAUAAUUAUUGUUUUUAAUUAAUGAAUCUUUGACUGUAUUGUGAUUUAUUCCUGGCGCUGGAGGAAUAAAUUUCCAGUGGGUAAGGCAACUUAUUGAAAGCCAGUUGAAUUGUUACGCUAGGUCAGGGGUGUCAAACUCAUGGCGUCACAGCGGCAUCACAUGACGUAUCAGGACUUUUCCCCCUUCGCUAAGCCAGGGGUGGGUGUGGCUAGCACGUGACGCAUCCAGUCCGCGGACUGGGAGUUUGACAGCCCUGCUCUAGGUCUAUCACUUAUAGUUAUCUACGCAUUCAGUGAAAAACGAUGUGAUCAAAAAUGUUGCAAUGCAACCCAAGCCCAUUAAAAGUAGUGGGAUUUUCUGUUGUUGCAGAAUGUGGUGUCAGGACCUGGUGUCCUUGAGCAGCUGCAAGAGCCUUGACAAACCCACUCUUUUUAUCUUGCUCCCCAUCCCUACCUGUUUUUUUAACAUUCAGAACUAGAAUUAAACUAACCUAACCCAUUUUAUGUCAUUCAGUGGAAUUAAGAGAAUUUUGAGAAUGCUCAUUGUUGCUAGGAGCACUACCAAUACACCCAGGUGAGCAAGCAACUUCCUUUACCUAAGAGCAGGUCCAUUAAAGAACCCUUUGCCCGGAAGGCUACCAAGCCAAGAAGUUGACUCUGGGGUUUUAUUAUAUCUAUAAUGUGAAUGGUUUUUUUUUUUUUUGGUGGUGUUUUUAAUUCCAAGUGCAAGUUAAGGAUAAAUUUGGCAAUCAGGUAUCUUAUAUAUAGAUUUGUUUUUAACAAUUAGAAGUAUCUUCUACAGUGAAGAGAUCUUUAAAGAAGGCAAAUUGUAUAAUCAUAAACGUGGGAAAUAUCAUUUGAACUUUUUUCCCUUUGACAAAAGGCUUUUUUUUUUAAUAUAAAGCUCUAAGCAAAGGAAUUUUUUAUAUUUAACCUUUAGGAAUAUGUUUAUACCUUUUUUUCUUUAUGUAGUUGUGAUUGAGGUACAAUCCAG
Messenger RNA from Thamnophis elegans (Western terrestrial garter snake), 2982 nucleotides. It is a transcript of the gene PARD6B, whose product is annotated as par-6 family cell polarity regulator beta. The record is from RefSeq and is a predicted model, not a curated record. Gene Ontology annotation, biological process: centrosome cycle; regulation of cellular localization; establishment or maintenance of cell polarity. Gene Ontology annotation, cellular component: cell cortex; nucleus; apical plasma membrane. Lineage: Eukaryota; Metazoa; Chordata; Lepidosauria; Squamata; Natricidae. The coding region runs from base 266 to 1399 and encodes 377 amino acids. Gene Ontology annotation, molecular function: protein kinase C binding. The transcript is spliced from 3 exons.